Molecule: messenger RNA, 1686 nt
Organism: Chaetomium fimeti
Lineage: Eukaryota; Fungi; Ascomycota; Sordariomycetes; Sordariales; Chaetomiaceae
Exons: 1
Coding region: 283-1560 (425 amino acids)
Biological process (GO): aflatoxin biosynthetic process; regulation of DNA-templated transcription
Cellular component (GO): nucleus
Molecular function (GO): DNA-binding transcription factor activity, RNA polymerase II-specific; DNA binding; zinc ion binding
Source: RefSeq, a predicted model, not a curated record
AACUUAUCUGCUUGAUCCUCCGAAACGGUCCUUCGAGAGCAGUGAGCUUGAAAUACGCGACCACUUCGCGCAUUCGGCUAAAUAUCAAGCUACCUACCUAUAUCUCCAUCCGCCUUCCUUGUCGACAUUUGGAAUCGAGGAAUCCUUGGCCCCCAAAGUUCCACCACCUCUUCGUCCCCGCCGUGUGCUCAAUGGCAACAGGCGGACAUCAUCCCCAAAACCCCUCCCCUCGAACCACCAACUUUAUUCCCAUACGGCCUUCCUUCAACACAUACCACAAAGAUGGACGGAACACGCGAAUAUCGUUACCACCAACCAGCCUGGUCCCUCGAAAGACCACCACGGAGACUCAAGGACUCGUGCGAUAUGUGCUCAGCAUCCAAGGUCCGCUGCGACAGACAGAAGCCCAUCUGCGGUCGAUGUGAUAAGCUGGCCUAUCCGUGUUUCUACAGCCCCGCUCGGCGAGUUGGCCGGCCACAGGGACGCAGCAGCAGACAGCCCAAGGUGAGACGCGAUUCGGCGAUCAGCGGAGUCGACUUGGAGAACGAGAGCAUAUCACUCGAGAACUCGGCGUAUUCCGUGAGCCCAAUCGCCCCAAUCUCACCCAUAACACGCCGAGAUUCGGGGGCCGUGGACCGAAGGAAUUCGGCAUCAUUCCCCUCCCCGCUAGACACGCCGCCAUCUUUGGGGUCUGUUACACCGCCGGUCCGCUCAUGUCAGCAGCGCCAACAGCAGCAACAACGGCAGCAUCAACCGCGGCAGCCGCGGCCUCAGCGGCAGCAAGAAUCCGAACGGUCUUUUGAUCCCGCCUGUGUUGGUUAUUCCGCCUCGUUAUCCGCCGCCUCCUCCUGCUCCUCGGCACCCUCGGCUCAGAAUGAUUGUGAGUCUGACUGUGUCGACCUCGCCAUGGCCACCCAAUGUCAGCUUGAGAUGGCAAGCAGCAGACUGAGCGCAACGCUUGCACCAGUCGGACCAUGGACGCCAGAAAUUAUCCAAACCGCAGAAGCCGCCAUGCAGACAGCCGGGCAGGCCAUGCGACGCAUGUCGACAACUUUGAUUUGCCCGUGCUCUAAAAGGCUCGAGACGGGAAUGGUUGUGAGCGCGGCGUGCCUGUCCAUCCUGGACUUGUACGGUGCCAUUGUCAACCGGUUCACUGCCCAGCCGCUAUGCAACCGUAGCCAUCACUCGCCGCUGAUGGCCAUCAUGUCGGACACGGCGGGUACGGAGGGCGGCAGUGGCGCCUUGGGGCUAUCCUGGGACGACGUGCUGUCUUCUUUUUCCCCGCCCGACGACGCGCUCCUCCAGGGUGGGAAAAAGAAGGAUCUGAUGUUGGUGCAGGUGCUCGGGGAGCUGUCCAAGCUGGCGACGGUGGUGUACCAAUUCACCAACCGGUACUGGACUAGAGCCGGACAGGCCCAGCCAGGGUCCUCCGAGAUGGAAAUUCUCCAAGGUCUGGCCGCACUCCUCAAGUCUAGACUCAAGGCGGCUGCCGACGAGACGGCGGCAAAGCUUCAGACGGCGCCGUCGCAUCGUGUAACCCGACAGGCAGGGACCGCAUAGUGCGGACGUUGGCAUGCAUGAACGGCUUCGUUUAGUUAUCCAUAUUCACUCUUUCACAUCACACAACAUGCAGCCGACCAGCUACCUAGGUUGCACACAACGAAUCACAGUCCUUGGAUAACCCUC